AUGUUUACUUUAUUAUUAAUUCCAUUUGUUAAUGCUCUAUUCUCUGGUUUAGAGUAUGUCUAAGUGAUAUCUUAAAUGGAAUAUUCAGCAUAUACUUUUAGAGGUGUCAUAACAGUGAUUCCAUAAACAAAUAAUAUCUUAUUAUGGAAAUGUCAUGAUCUAGAAGAAGCAAUCCCAAAUGUUUAAUUUAAUCUUUUAGAAAAUGGAACAAUAUUGAAGCUAGAUGAUUUUAAUCUAUAAUAUGAAUAUGAAGUUAAACCUAAUCCUUAAUUUAUAUUUACAUACUAGGAUUCCACGUAAGGAAAAUUAGUAAUUGAUUAUUUAACAUUCAAAAAUCCAGAAUAUGCACUUAAAUUAAAGCAAAUUGUUGAUCGAGUAAUUAUAGACGAGUAUACAGUUGAUUGGGAUACUGUUCAUUACAAUUUACAUGGUCUUUAAGACAAUCUAGUAUAGUUUUGUAAGAAACAUUAAGAUUAUAAAACAGAGUUGUGA
Molecule: messenger RNA, 492 nt
Organism: Paramecium pentaurelia
Lineage: Eukaryota; Ciliophora; Oligohymenophorea; Peniculida; Parameciidae
Source: the annotation of a GenBank genome assembly